GGCGUACUGAUUGGAGGCCGGGGUGUUUACCUCCUCACGGUCCCGUAUUAAAACAGCGUCCCCGUAUUUUGGUUUUUACUGGUUUUUUAACUCAAGUCGGGAACCGUAAGUGUAGCAACGUGCAUAGACAUGAAGUGGCAUGCAGUUGCAGUGGUGUCUCUGUGCCUGGGGUUAGCGGUGAGCGCCUUUCCCUCAGAGCAGCCAGAAAACGGGAAGAACUGGGUGGUCAUCGUGGCCGGCUCCAACGGCUGGUACAACUACCGACACCAGGCUGACGUCUGCCACGCGUAUCAGAUCGUCCACAAGAACGGCAUUCCUGAUGAGCAAAUCGUGGUGAUGAUGUAUGACGACCUGGCCCAGAACCCAGAUAACCCCACACCAGGGGUCAUUAUCAACAGGCCCAAUGGCUCUGAUGUCUAUAAAGGGGUGCUGAAGGACUACAUUGGUGAUGCUGUGACUCCCCAAAAUUUCCUGGCUGUCUUGAAAGGUGAUGCAGCCAGUGUGAAAGGAGGAUCUGGAAAAGUGCUGAAUAGCGGCCCCAACGAUCACGUGUUCGUGUACUUCACCGAUCACGGAGCCCCUGGCCUGCUUGCCUUCCCCAGUGACGACUUACUCGUCCAUGACCUAAUGGAUGCUAUUCAGUACAUGCGCAAUAACAACAAAUACAAGAAGAUGGUGUUCUACAUCGAGGCGUGUGAGUCUGGCUCAAUGAUGAAACCUCUGCCUGCUGAUAUCGAUGUUUAUGCCACCACCGCUGCCAACCCACGGGAGUCGUCCUACGCCUGUUACUAUGAUGAGAGCAGGGACACAUAUCUUGGGGACUGGUACAGUGUCAACUGGAUGGAGGAUUCUGACGUGGAGGACUUGAGUCAGGAAACCCUGGCUAAGCAGUUUAAGAUCGUCAAACGUCUCACCAACACCAGCCAUGUCAUGCAGUAUGGUAACAAGACUCUGUCUCACAUGAAGGUGAUCAAGUUCCAGGGUAACGCUCUGGGCGGAGCCAAGGUGGCUAAACCUGUGCCAUUGCCACCAGUUACACGGCAUGACCUCACACCCAGCCCCGAUGUCUACCUGUCUAUCCUGAAGAGGAAGCUCAUGCAAAGCAAUGACGUCGCCGUUGCGAGGGGAUACCUGAUGGAGAUCAGUGCCCACCUGAAGAUGCGUGAGCUGCUGGCAGACACCAUGCGGAAGGUGGCGGAGACGGUGGUUGGAAAAGGCUUGGAGGCUCAGCAGGUUCUGGAUGAGCGUCAGGAGAUCAGCCAAUACGAGUGCUACGCUGCCGCCCUCACACGCUUCAAAUCAAGCUGCUUCAACUGGCACAACCAAGAGCAUGAGUAUGCGCUGAGGCAUCUGUACGUGCUGGUAAACCUGUGUGAGAGAGGACAUCAGGCAACGAGGAUCAUGGAAGCCAUGGAAGAGGUCUGCAUAUAGACAUGCGCUUGCAGACACAGUGGACUCAACAAUCUCCUUGACUGGUGGAUUCGUAAUGGAUGAUCUUGCUUUUUGCACAAAGGAAUCAAAUCUGGGCAAUUUUUAAUUUUUUAAAUCAAUUUCUAUCACUUUUUUUUUUUUUUGCUUUUAUAUUUUUUAAUUCUGGAGUGAUUUGUGUGGAAGUGAAUUUGAACUGUUAAGUGAAUUUUAUUUCUUUUUGUGAAUGUGAAUAUUUUAUUACUAUGGAUUUAUAAGAAAAAAACAGGAGAAGGCAAAUGUUAAGUAACCUUCCAGGCUAAAAUGGCUGUAGCAAACACUGACUUCACUCUGUUUCACCGUGACCACUCAUUUGUACUGAUCUCUCACUCUUUAACAGAACUAUUUUAAUGGACUUUAAUGGACUAAAUCUAACCUGUUGUGCGGGUGUUUUAGCGUAGGCAUUCAACAGCGAGGGACCACUCUGACAUGAUGGAAGCUUUUCAUACAGUGGAAUUCUUGUUUUACAUCUAUUAUUGGGAGGUGUGGCUGGGCGAAGCUUCUCUAUAAUCGAUGACACUAGAGUUUUGUGUCGCCGCUGGCUGAGGUGUUGGAAACUGCAACCAUGAAGUGUGUCUGGACAUAGUGUUUUAGAGAGACAGCACGAUUGUCGGUUCUAGCCACACUCUUCCAUCUUUUUUUUUAUAUUCAGUAGUUGAAGAUGCAUGUAUGUGGUUAUAACCUCCAGGGUACUACAGCUGCACUCCUGGGCCAUGCACAAUUCAUUUUAGG
Electrophorus electricus (electric eel) is the source of this 2199-nucleotide messenger RNA. RefSeq names its product legumain (gene lgmn). Gene Ontology annotation, molecular function: cysteine-type endopeptidase activity. The record is from RefSeq and is a predicted model, not a curated record. NCBI's taxonomy places the organism in Eukaryota, Metazoa, Chordata, Actinopteri, Gymnotiformes, Gymnotidae. Gene Ontology annotation, biological process: vacuolar protein processing.